This is a messenger RNA of Penaeus monodon (black tiger shrimp), 370 nucleotides long. Its product is annotated as ribosomal protein 63, mitochondrial-like. Gene Ontology annotation, molecular function: structural constituent of ribosome. Gene Ontology annotation, cellular component: mitochondrial ribosome. Lineage: Eukaryota; Metazoa; Arthropoda; Malacostraca; Decapoda; Penaeidae. Gene Ontology annotation, biological process: mitochondrial translation. The transcript is spliced from 2 exons. The annotation marks the transcript as partial. The record is from RefSeq and is a predicted model, not a curated record.
UAUGCUGCAUUUAUUCACAGGAAAGACAGAAUUGUGCCAAAAAUAAAGGAAGGACACUUGGCAGGUUUGAAGAAGAGAUUACAACAAGAGGAAGAGAAUAUGUUUUAUCUACGGCAUCCAUAUCUAACCCUGGACCAGUCAUGGGGCCAUGCCAAGGAACUAGGAAAGCAUGAAGAAUGGUUGAACAAAAAAAAUAUCGAACGUCAGAAGUACAAGCCAGAUGUAACCAUUGAGGAGAGAUAUAAAACACUUCGCAACACAGAUGUUUGGGAUUAACUAAACUCUGAGUUAUUACAUAUUUAGUUUUGCUGUAUAUACAUGUUUGUUUAUGAAAUUUGUAAAUCAUGUAUCAAUAAAUUAGGUAAGGAAA